AUGUCGUCUCAGUCGUCACAACCCAUCCCUGCCGCUGAUGGCUCUCCGCCGACUACAGGCAGUGUCAGACGACACCAUACCAUCUCUGCAGCAUCUAGAACUGCUCGUGCCAGUGCAAAAGAUACGAUUUCAGAGGAAACUCAAAAUCAAGAGCUUUGGAACGAUGAUGAAGUUGUUGGAGAAGACUGGGUUGGUGGUGUAGGUGCAGUAGGAGAAAAAAGUAGUUUACAUCGUCAAGCCUCGUUACCAACCAAAUAUCAUCGAGCCUUCCAAAAUUCUGGAUCGAAAUCAGGCACUAUGACGCCCAAGACGAUGAACAGCUUGACCGCGAUUGCAGGUCACGAAGGCGACGAGGAGGAAUGGGAAAAAGAAAUUGGUGGUUAUGUUGUCCCCGAAGAGGAGGCAAGUCUGCAGCCUUUCGAUUUUGGCAUGCAUGCGCAAGAUCCAAAUGAACCUCUAUCUCCUGCCUACGGAACCUCCACUCAGGAUCCUUCUCCUCCUCCUGCGGCUUCUGGUGUUCGUCGCCAUGUAUCUCUAACAUACGGUGCUCAAGGCGCGGGUGUCAACCGACCCAAGGUAACUUCCCUCAAACGAGCCGGUACCCUUCAGACUCCGUUGCCUGUAAACAACACGCCCGAGCAUGCGGUUGCCGGCGGCGAAGAAGAAGAAUACGAGUACACGUAUGCUAUGGAGGAUCCCGCUGCGUAUGAAUCCUACGAUACAUAUGGCGCUGGUGGACCUACGAGUCCCCUCGGCCGUUCAUCUCCGUGGGGAUCUACCGGUAGUAGCUCUGGAAGUGCAGGCGAUUGGCGUACACCUGGCGGACCGGCUGUCAACAAUGCCAUCGAUGACGUGCAGCGUGCCCUUUCCAACAUGGAGAUAUCGGGAUCUGGAGCAUCUGGUUUUUUCGGCCAGAGUGCUCACCCACCUCGAUUCAACCCGACGUAUCAAGGGCCUUCACAGGCUCCCGGUAUGCGCGGGGGAAAUGGUAAUGGAAACAACAACAGAGUGGAUUACGAUGGGCGCAAGACGCCGAUAUCACAGGCCCAGUCGUACCAUGCCUCUGGAGGUAAUGAUACGAUCACUGGGCGUGUCUCCAAUCCAAAUCCACAGUACGCGUACAAUCAACAUCAGAAAAACCCUAGCGGGGGAAGCGGAGAGCGUAUUCCCAACGUUCCGCUCAUUCCAUCGCAAUAUUUGCAGCAAAAUCAGCAGCAGCAGCUUCAGGGUAAUCAGCAACCCCGGCUUGGAGUUGCGACCUCUUUUGUCGGAGGACAAAGUCAGCAAGGGCAGAACAGGGAUAUUCCUGCUGGGCAAAAUACAACUCAGGCAUUUGGAGCUCCGAUCGACGUGUCUUCGUUGAUUGCGACCAAAGGAUACAACCCUUCCACCUUUGAUAUUCGACCAAGUUUUGCUCGAUAUUUCGUGAUCAAAUCAUACACCGAAGAUGAUGUCCACAAGUCGCUAAAAUAUGAAAUCUGGAGUUCGACCGACCCAGGAAACAAGCGGCUCGACAAGGCAUUCAAAGAAUGCAAUGGUCGCGGCCCAAUUUAUUUGUUUUUUAGUGUCAACGCUAGUGGCCAUUUCUGUGGUAUGGCGGAAAUGUUGACACAUGUUGAUUAUACCCAAAGCAGCACUGUUUGGGCUUCUGACAAGUGGAAGGGUGUCUUUAAAGUGCGGUGGAUCUUCGUUCGUGAUAUUCCAAACGUCAAUUUACGACACAUCAAGUUGAAUAAUACCCAAGAGCGCAAGCCCGUCACUAAUUCUCGGGACACUCAAGAGCUACUCCAGGACGCUGGACAGGAAAUGCUCAGGAUCUUCCACACCCACCCAGCACGAACAUCGCUUUUGCAGGACUUCGCAUUCUAUGAGCUCCAAGCUAUGCAGAAAAUUCAAGCACAGUCUGGUCCCUCUUCGCCGAUCAGCAGCCAGGGCGGAGGCUUCGGCUCUCCUAAUAUGCAGAACAUGUCACCUCUCCAAUCUGGCCAACAGUCGCCGGUUCAGCAACAAGCAAACCUCUUCGCGAUGGGAAAUCCCAACGCAUUGGCUUAUCAGAUGCCUCAAAUGACCCCAAUGAUGCAGAUGCAGAUGAUGGGUAUGAAUAUGGGCGGUGGGCUUGGAAUGGGCAACAUGGGCAACAUGGUAGGGUCGCAGUUCCCAAUGUCGCAGUCGCAAGCUAUGCACCAGAGCGUCAUGAGGCAUCCGAGUCCUGGUUCUGGUCCUCAACAGCAGCAGCAACAACAACAGGCUGGCGGUCAGGGUUUCAUCAACUUUUGA
Molecule: messenger RNA, 2277 nt
Organism: Lentinula edodes (shiitake mushroom)
Lineage: Eukaryota; Fungi; Basidiomycota; Agaricomycetes; Agaricales; Omphalotaceae
Product: YT521-B-like domain-containing protein
Exons: 8
Coding region: 1-2277 (758 amino acids)
Biological process (GO): mRNA destabilization
Cellular component (GO): cytoplasm
Molecular function (GO): N6-methyladenosine-containing RNA reader activity; mRNA binding
Source: RefSeq, a predicted model, not a curated record